Cucurbita pepo subsp. pepo (vegetable marrow) is the source of this 1179-nucleotide messenger RNA. The record is from RefSeq and is a predicted model, not a curated record. Lineage: Eukaryota; Viridiplantae; Streptophyta; Magnoliopsida; Cucurbitales; Cucurbitaceae.
UAGCAAUGCCUUUACUCCACUUCACAAUAGCACUCAAGCUCUUCCUUUGUCUUCAACUAGCUAGUGCUACUAUAAACAUUCCUCCCGGUUACUCGGUCCCCGCGGUUUUCGUGUUCGGGGAUUCGAUCGUCGAUACUGGCAACAAUAACAAUCUCAUCACUCAAGCUAAGUGCAACUAUCCGCCGUACGGUAGGAAUUUUCUCGAUCAACAGGCAACUGGGCGAUUUUCCAAUGGCAAAGUUCCCUCCGACCUUCUAGUUGAUGCGUUGGGUAUCAAAGAGUUUUUACCACCGUAUGCUAACCCGAGUCUACGGCCCGAAGACCUAAUUACGGGUGUCAAUUUUGCUUCUGGUGGUGCUGGAUUUGAUCCUCUGACCUCUCAAUUAGCGCCAGCAAUAUCACUUGAAGAUCAAUUAGGCAUGUUUAGGGAAUACUCAAAGAAGCUAGAAGAACUAGUGGGAGUAGCAAGAGCAAAGUUCAUAAUAGCCAAUGGCUUGUUCAUGGUGGUGGCGGGAAGCAACGACAUUGCCAACACAUUUUAUCUUGCAAGAAUAAGGCAAAUUCAUUUCAAUAUCGACUCGUACACUGAUUUCAUGGCUCGGUAUGCUUCCGCUUAUGCUAAGGAAUUGUACGCAGCCGGUGGGCGGAGAAUCGGAUUCUUCGGGGCACCGCCGUUAGGGUGUGUGCCGUCGCAAAGAACCUUGGCUGGCGGGAUUGAAAGGGCGUGCGUGAAUGAGUACAACGCUGCUGCAGAGCUCUUCAAUGGAAAAUUGCACAUUGCUUUGAAUCAACUUCAAACGUCACUGCCUAACAGCAAACUAGUUUACGUGGAUAUUUACAAUCCUCUUCUUGACGUCAUCCAAAACUAUCGUAAAUAUGGGUUUGAAGUUGCGGAUAGAGGGUGUUGUGGAACUGGGAAGAUCGAGGUGACGUUUCUUUGUAACAAAUUCGUGAAGACCUGCAACGAUCCGAACAAGUUCGUGUUUUGGGACAGUUUUCAUCCAACCGAAGCUACAUACAGCUACCUCGUCGCUCCGAUCAUUCAAAAAUAUAUUUCUAAUUUCCUAUAGUUCAAUUAAAGUUUAAUUUUCAUAAAAAUAAUAUUACAAAAUUGAAGGCAAAAAAAGGAUGUGUAACUUUAAUUCUCUCAAUUAUAUAUGUAUUAUCAUUUUGUUUACA